Molecule: messenger RNA, 1501 nt
Organism: Ornithorhynchus anatinus (platypus)
Lineage: Eukaryota; Metazoa; Chordata; Mammalia; Monotremata; Ornithorhynchidae
Gene: HIBCH
Product: 3-hydroxyisobutyryl-CoA hydrolase
Exons: 14
Coding region: 4-1281 (425 amino acids)
Biological process (GO): L-valine catabolic process
Cellular component (GO): mitochondrion
Molecular function (GO): 3-hydroxyisobutyryl-CoA hydrolase activity
Source: RefSeq, a predicted model, not a curated record
CGCAUGCGCGCGGGGAGGCCGGGCGGCUGGGAGCGAGGGAGGCGCGCAUGCGCUGUGGUCGCCAUGGGGCUGCCCGCCGUCCCGCCCGCGCUGAGGCCCCUGUGCAGACUGAGCCUGUUCCACCGGAGCCAGGUGAUUCUGCGCCAUGUGCAGCCAAGCGGCGCGAUCGGACGGGUUUCAGCGCAUGCGGGUCCGCGGGGGAUGUCCACGGCCGCGGAGGCGGGCGAGGUGCUGCUGGACAAGCGAGGCUGCGCCGGGGUGGUCACCCUCAACAGGCCCAAGGCGCUGAACGCCCUGAACCUCGGCAUGAUCCGCCACAUCCACCCCCAGCUGAAGCGAUGGGAAGAUGACCCGGAAACUUCCCUCAUCAUCAUCAAGGGAGCCGGAGGGAAGGCCUUCUGUGCCGGCGGCGACAUCAGAGCUGUCACGGAAGCCGGCAAGGCCAAGCAGAGCCUGGCUCAAGAUUUCUUCCGGGAGGAGUACAUGCUGAACCACGCCAUCGGCUCCUGUCGGAAGCCGUACGUAGCGCUCAUCGAUGGAAUCACCAUGGGCGGUGGCGUCGGCCUCUCCGUCCAUGGGCACUUCCGAGUGGCGACAGAGAAGACCCUUUUUGCUAUGCCGGAGACUGCGAUAGGGCUGUUCCCAGAUGUGGGUGGAGGCUACUUCCUGCCCCGGCUGCCGGGAAAGCUUGGCUAUUUCCUUGCCCUCACGGGCUUCCGGCUGAGAGGGAGAGAUGUGCUCAAGGGAGGAAUCGCCACACACUUCGUCCAUUCCGAGAAGUUGGCUUCACUGGAGAAGGAUUUGGUAGCAUUGAAAUCUCCAUCCAAAGAGCAGGUCGCCAGCAUCCUGGAUGAUUACCAUGCCCAGAGCCAAGCUGGGGGAGACCAGCCGUUCAUCCUGGAGCCACACAAGGACCAGAUCAACAGUCUGUUUUCAGCCGAGAGCGUGGAGCAGAUCAUCCAGAAUCUUCAUCGAGACGGCUCACCAUUUGCUCUUGAGCAGUUGAAGAUAAUUAAGAAGAUGUCACCCACAUCCCUAAAGAUGACUUUCAGACAGUUCAAAGAGGGAGCGUCAAAGGACUUGUCCGAAGUAUUGACCAUGGAGUACAGACUGAGUCAGGCUUGCAUGAGAGGCCAUGACUUCUACGAAGGGGUGCGUGCAGUGCUGAUCGACAAGGACCAGAACCCCAAAUGGAUGCCCGCCACCCUGGAGGACGUGACGGAAGAGUUUUUGGAUGGCUGCUUCCGGCCUUUGGGCGGUCUCGAUCUCAAGUUGGGCUGACAUCGCUGACCGCCCUCCCGCCUGCCGGCCUGUGGGGCUGUAUUGACUCGGUGCCCGCGCUGGGGCCUGGGAUGCGGGUGCUCUCGCCUGUCUCCGCCCGUCCCUCCCCCGGGGGAGCGCUCGCCUUGGUGGUGGGUGGUGGCUCACUUGCGUGCUACCCUGAAAGGAGAAUCGUGCCCGGGGUGUGACGAAUAAAAGCCCAAACGGUGGUGCGCCGCGA